GACACGGGUGGUGGCCAUUUCCCAGGCAGUGACCCGAGAGUGGAGGGGCCCCGCCGGUUCGGGCUGUGGCUCGGGCCUUGCGGCUCGGGCCCGGCUUCAGCUGGGGCUCCAGCGCCAAAGCUGGAUGAGCCCAAGCCCAGCCUACCAGCCUGCCAGCCCUCCUGGCAGCGCCUGCCUCAAAAGCCAGCCUCGACUAAGUCUCCAGAUCCUAACCACAAAGGCAGAAAACUUUCUGCUUCUGAAGUUCAUGGGAAAUUACAGGACUCCCUAGAGUACGGAACGAGGUCUACCUCUGCUAAGCAGACAGGUUGUCUGGAAGCAGAAGCCUGGGGACUCCAGGGAAGCAUGAUGGACGUUUGUCCUUUCCUCAAAGAACAGGCAGAAGGUAGCGUAGAAAUGGAGACUAAUGGAAAGCAUUGGGUGGAGAAGUUGUUUAUACCUUGUUUUACUCCCCAGGAUUUUUUUAAGCAAGCUAAUCAGCCUGAACCUUUUUCUCAACAACUGGCUUUCGACCAAGCAAAGGGAGUGGAAGAAAUGUAUAAUUUGGCAAUUAAAAAGUUCCAAGAAGAAAAGAAAUUUAAGAGGAAAGAAUUCAUUUCCCCGCUAAUUGAACCAGAAUCUGAACCCAAGUUAACUGAGAGAAAGAUAAACAUUUCAAAGAAGCAACCCGAGAGGAAUUCUGCCUGCUGGGAUGCAGCUGAUUUGAAUGUUGGAACUGAAGAAAGCCCCAUGAGAACAGAAGGUCAUUGUAUCUGGAAUGCAAAGGAAUUAGCAGCUUUGCGACAAGAAACGCAGAAAAAACACGCAGAAGGCAUUUCUCAAAAAAUUCAGCUCUCCUUUUUGAAUGCCGAGCUGGAAGAACUUAAUGCCAAGUGCAGAAAAAUAGAAGCCGACUUUGAAAAUGCUGAAAGAGAACUCCUGAAAUCCAAAAGAGAAAUCAGCUUCAAGACCCUGCACUUAGAAGCUGCUCAGAAGGACAGCUUAAGAAAAGAUCGAGAACUCCGAGCUUUAAAGAAUGACAUCUCUGAAAAAUCCAUCAAUGUGAAGAACUUAAGUGAGGCCCUGCUGCAAGCCAAGCAACUUAUCCAGAAGCUAGACCUAGAAAACAAAGAUUUAAAAGAAGUGGUUAAAAAGUUGAAGCAGCAAAUUGAGGCUGGCAAUGCCGCCCUGAGGGAAAAGGUGAAAUUGCAUUACAAAGUAGAAAUAAAUAAAAUUCAGAGAGAGCUAGAGGUUGUUAAGAAUGAGCUGAAAACGGAGAAGUUCCUACAUGCCAGGAAUAACAAGGCCCUAGAGCUCCUUAGGAAACACUUUUCUUCUUUACCAGUGUCAAGUACACUUGACAGUUUCGAAAUAGAUUAUCUUUAAAGCUUAAAAAAAAUUGCCUUUAUCGGCAAAAUUACCUAAACCAAUUACGUUGGUGUUUGUUGUAUAUCUCUUUGAAAUCUGGAAAUAAGUGGGUGUAAAAGUUUGUAAUUUUCAGUUUUAGUUUAGUCAAAUUUCAAUGCAGCAUAAAGAUGUUAACUCAGCAAA
Molecule: messenger RNA, 1530 nt
Organism: Trichosurus vulpecula (common brushtail)
Lineage: Eukaryota; Metazoa; Chordata; Mammalia; Diprotodontia; Phalangeridae
Gene: CCDC160
Product: coiled-coil domain containing 160
Exons: 4
Coding region: 346-1365 (339 amino acids)
Source: RefSeq, a predicted model, not a curated record